GAAGUACACAGUCUCCUGCAUGGUGAUGCAGCGUGGGGAAAGUAAAGCCUAUUUCGGAGGUGGCUACCUGCCUGUCGUCAUUUCGAUGAUUCGUUUAGCUCCUUUUGAUCAAUAAGCAUUGUGAUAGGAGUUGUUUGUUGUAGUGGCAUCGCGUUUUGGGGAAGCGUACUCUGGAGUUCAGUGGUCUGAUGUGAUGCUAAUCUCGAAAUCAUUUAUUCACUUGUGUGAAGCCAUUUGUUAAGUUCAGUAAGAAUGUCGAAGAUUAAUGUCAAGAAAGAUCAAAACAAAAAUCAACAGAAAAACACUGCUACAAAGAAGAAGCGCUGGAAGUUUAAGAAUAAAAAGUCGAAAGUUAAGAAUGCUGUGCCUAACAGUCAGCAGAGUUUACCCCCCAAAGAUGCUAAACAAUUCUCUGUCAACUGGAAAUCCUUACAAGAGGUUUUAAAGGCCAGUCAGCCAAAGACUGUAUCACAAAAAUCCACAAAUGGUACACUUGAGAAAGUAGAGUCUAAGGAAGUUUCUUCAAAGAAAAAGACUGGUUUAGGUCAAACUGACUCUGGACACAAUGGGAAGCAAAAAAACAUUAAGGAUGUUGUUUCUAAGGACCAUAAAAAGAAUCACCCAGCUGGUGUAAAUCUGAAACAGGCCUCUAAUUCGGCAAAGAAAAAGCGCAAGUUAAGUGAAGCUGACAGUGGGCCUGCUGCAAAGAAGAAGGAAGUCGUGAUGAAGGAACCCGCGCCCACAGAAGCAGACCUCUGGUUUGAUGACGUAGAUCCAGAUGACAUUGAGGCAACGCUGGGACCAGAGGCUGCGGAGAUCAUGAGGAAGAAGCAGGGCAUUUCAAAAAACAAGGAGGUGGACAAGCUUGUGAAAGAGAGAGCUUUUGAGGGCAUCACCAGAGCAGUCGCUAUCGAUUGUGAGAUGGUGGGAGUGGGACCAGAGGGGCAGGAGAGCAUCUUGGCCAGAGUCUCUUUGGUCAACCAGUUUGGGAAAUGCCUGUACGACAAAUACGUGAAGCCAACGGAGAAGGUGACGGACUACAGGACGGCUGUGAGCGGCAUCCGACCACAGGACAUCAAGGACGGUGAGGACAUGAAGACUGUGCAGCAGGAGGUGGCUGAGAUCCUGAAAGGCAGAAUAGUAGUGGGACACGCCAUUCACAAUGAUUUAAAGAUUCUACUUCUAGACCAUCCAAAAAAACACAUCCGAGACACGCAGAAGUACAAACCAUUCAGGAAAACUGUAAAGACCAAACGGCCGUCGCUGAAGCUCCUCUGCAAAGAAAUCCUGAAUGUCAAGGUUCAGCAGGGAGAACAUUCUUCUGUCCAGGACGCGCAGGCCACCAUGAGGCUCUACACACUGGUCAAGAAGCAGUGGGAGGCGGACAUCAAAGCUGGCAAAUUCAGCUUGACAGAGAAAAACGCUAGAAAGCCAAAAUCUCCAAAGAACACGAGGAAGAAGUUCACAGGACUGUAACAGGCUAGUAUCAAGACUGUUUUGGAUCCCACAGCAUUUGAGUUUGUUGAACUUGCAGACACAGAAAAGUGACUCAUUUGUCUGGCAUUUUAAGAUUUACUUUAAACGCCUAACUAGACUCAUGGGUGGCUGCUGGUUUGAAUUUUUUUUACAACCUGUCAUGUGUUCUGAACCUGCCAGUCGUUCCUCUUGUCAAUCAAAUAUUACUGUAGAUGUGCCUCCUUUACGUUUGACAUCUAUCAGUUGCCGUUUUGCUCCAUGUAUUCCUGGUUGCCUUCAUGUUUGUACAGUGUUUAAAUAAACCAGAUGGGGAUGAUGUUUUCAGUUAUUGUA
This is a messenger RNA of Synchiropus splendidus (mandarinfish), 1809 nucleotides long. It is a transcript of the gene rexo4, whose product is annotated as REX4 homolog, 3'-5' exonuclease. Gene Ontology annotation, molecular function: 3'-5' exonuclease activity; nucleic acid binding. Gene Ontology annotation, biological process: rRNA processing; DNA catabolic process. Bases 253 to 1476 code for a protein of 407 amino acids. Gene Ontology annotation, cellular component: nucleus. The record is from RefSeq and is a predicted model, not a curated record. Lineage: Eukaryota; Metazoa; Chordata; Actinopteri; Syngnathiformes; Callionymidae. The transcript has 8 exons.